Volvox carteri f. nagariensis is the source of this 1635-nucleotide messenger RNA. RefSeq lists its product as uncharacterized. The transcript has 12 exons. Gene Ontology annotation, biological process: protein phosphorylation. The record is from RefSeq and is a predicted model, not a curated record. NCBI's taxonomy places the organism in Eukaryota, Viridiplantae, Chlorophyta, Chlorophyceae, Chlamydomonadales, Volvocaceae. Gene Ontology annotation, molecular function: protein kinase activity; ATP binding. The coding region runs from base 1 to 1635 and encodes 544 amino acids.
AUGCCCUGGCUGCACCGUGCUGCACCCAUGCUGGUGACUGGAGACGUCCUACGAUGCUCAGAGGAUGACGCAUUAAAUGAGUUGCAGUCUCAACAGGUCUACUGUGAGGAGAUGAACGAAACGGCUCACUUCAUCGAGUCUAUGCUGUCAGAUAUGAAAGUCCGAGCCCUUGUCAUUACGACCUUGGACACAGCUGCUUCCCUGCACUCGCUGUUGUCUUCAAUCCAAAGCGAAGAUGCGGCGGCCAUAAACUCACCAAACAUCGUUUUCGAUUGUGGAAAGUCCGCUCUCCCCGGCAAGUCGUCCAGCGCAUGCAUUACAGCAGCUACGGCUAUGUGUCCCACAGCCGUGGCGGACCUGGUUUCGGAUUCCAGCUGUAGUGGUGAUGGUGGAUUACCCCCCGAUGAUGAGAUCAGUGAGGGAAUCGGAAGUGAUAUCCAGCUAAGCGUCGCAGCGAUACCUGCCCUGCAAGUAGCCACCAGCUGCGAGCUCACGUGCCUGGGUUCCCCGGGGGCUCUGGGCGGCAUAUGGCUCGCGGACUGGCGCGGCAUGCGUGUUGCCGUCAAACUGACACGCUGCGACAGCGAGGGGUGCAGUACGAAGGGCGGCAGCGACAAGCUGCUGCGCACCCUGGUGCGGGCCAGUCGCCUGCAGCAUCCCAACCUGAUCAACGUGUAUGACUUGCGUGUAGCGACAGUCGACGAAGAGGCCCUUUCAGAGCUGGACCCGCCGCCCGUGUUGCGUCCUGGCUGGACAGGGAGCUGCCGACCCACGGGUCGCCUCCAUCGCUUCCUCGCGGCGCAUCCUGAGCUACCCCGGCCAGAGCCUGACUACCGUCGAGAUGCUCCACUGACGCUGUACCCGGGGGAUAUCAUCGCUCGGCGGCCAAAGCUGACUCAGGUGCAGCAGGCGCUGAUGGCGGGUAGUCUGCAGUCCUUGGCGUGCAGCGAUCGGUCCCCUUUCCGCGCCAGCCGCUUCUGGGUCGCCCGCGUGGCGCGGCGCGCACUGCUUCGCACAGCCCGAGAGAUCGCUGCCGGCAUGCGCGCCCUCCACGCCGCCGGCAUCACUCACGCAGCAGAUCGCCGCGGCUUCAUGGCGCGAAUAACGGAUGUGGGAUCCAUGAGCCUGUCGUACGCCGCCUCCAACCCACUGGCGUUUGGUCCCUGCAUGGUGCUGCUGCCGCCUGAGGUUCUGGGGGACAACACGGUCGCGGUGGACAACGCUGCGGUAGACGUGUACGCGUUUGGCAUGCUGCUGUACGUCAUGGCUGCUGGGGAGAUGCCAUUUCACGGCCGGCCCCUAGUGCAAGCUUUAAUGGCUGUGGUGUCCGAGGGCCUGCGGCCGGAGUGGCCCAUGUGCGAGCAUGCCCCCCUGAAGCCCCUCUUCCUGCGCUGUGUGGCUCAGCGGCCGGACGAGCGCCCCAGCUUUAAGCAGGAGCACCGCGACACGGCGCGCCUCGUCAAUUGCCGCUGGCAGGCGGCUGAAUUCCGGGCCAUGCUCUGGCUACGCUGUCUGGCUGCCUACGUCAACGCUCCUGCGCCACUGCAAGGGCUGCAGAGUAACCACCAGCCCGACUCGACCAUGAUAUUCGUUUACAGGAAAGCGUUUUUGCGUCGCGGUGGAUGUGAGACCUGA